Athalia rosae (coleseed sawfly) is the source of this 3769-nucleotide messenger RNA. RefSeq names its product zinc finger matrin-type protein CG9776-like. Bases 168 to 3659 code for a protein of 1163 amino acids. NCBI's taxonomy places the organism in Eukaryota, Metazoa, Arthropoda, Insecta, Hymenoptera, Athaliidae. Gene Ontology annotation, biological process: positive regulation of DNA-templated transcription; negative regulation of DNA-templated transcription. The transcript has 9 exons. Gene Ontology annotation, molecular function: nucleic acid binding; zinc ion binding. The record is from RefSeq and is a predicted model, not a curated record. Gene Ontology annotation, cellular component: nucleoplasm.
UUUGCGCAUCUGCGCAAGCUUCCUCGAGCUGUGUUAGCUGUGUGUGCUACGAAAAAUCUUCUAACUGACGGCAUGCUGUUACAAAUACAUAUUACAAUUAUUUAAUUAGUAAAAACAGUUCACAAAUCUACCGGACGAUAAAGGCACGCCAACUUCGAAAGUUAAUCAUGGACUCAGAAUCCAGACGAAAAGGACCUAGAAGCCCAAGCCCAGAAUCAGAUGAGUCUCAUAGAAGGAGAUCAAGAAAAUAUGAACGAUCACCUUCACCGAGAAGAUCAAGAUAUCGUAGAUCUAGGUCUAGGGAUAGACGAUCUUGUUCUAGUUCUCGAGAUAGAAGACGCAAAGAAACUAGCCGUAACCAAGACUGGAAACAACCAGCUCCCCAAGCUGCACCUCAAGGACCUCCCCCAGCUGCUCCUGGAAAUUAUCAGACAUCAGUUCACAACCAAUACCAGGCUCCACCACCUCCAAAUACUGGACAGCCGCCACCAACAAUGCCUCCAUACAACCCAGGAUACAACUAUAACUACAACUACAACCAAAACUAUGAUUAUAGCUAUCAACAGCCAGCUAGUUAUCGCAGUGAUUAUCCACCCCCUGGAUGGCAAGGUACUCAAGUCCCAUACAACAGCCAACAACCCCCUCCACCGCCGAAUUUAGCUACACAAUCGGAUUCAACCAGAUCUGUUGAAACUGGACCUCCUGGACUAUCAUCGGUUAUUCCAAGACCAGAGGACGCUAAAAAAGAAGCAGCAAUUGCAGCAGAAGUAAAACAACAAAAAGCUACAUUGGGGAAACAGCGAGAGGAAUAUAUUAAGAAGUCUACCACACUCCAACGUGAAUUAGAAAUUUUGCGUCAACAGUGCGACGAAAUAAGCAAAGAUGGCGACCGAGACAACAAUCGAAUUUUGAAAGAGAACCAAAAGCUUCAGAUUGAAAUUCAAAACAAAAUGAAGUCCAUACACAACGUGAUUGACAUGUUAACUGGGAUUAUUGGUGACAAAGCAACUGUGGAUGAUCUCAAGAUAAAAUUCAAAGUGGAAGCUACUAGCAAACAUUCAAGAAGUCCUAAAGAUGACUUCCCCAAAGGGAAAUCUGAAUCCCCAGAUAGAGCGUCCAUCUCAGACUCAGAUAAAGAAUCAAAGGUUGACAGAGAUAGGGAAAGAGACAAAAAAACUCCUGAAGACAUGAAACCUAUGUACAAUUUCGUACAUUAUGAUCCGGAAAUGCAUUGGUGUAAAGUGUGCGACAUCUUUCCUAAAACUGCUAAGGAGUAUUUAAAUCAUCUUCAUAGCAAUGAACACAAAGAAACUUGCUUGGAACGCAAAAUAGUUGACAUGCCUUGGCAUAAGGCUAACGGCGAGGGAACUGAAAAAGAAGUGCCAUAUUACCCCGGACUUCCAACAAAAAGAACACCGAUUAAAGGGCUGCAGUUUUUCAUCUCUUCCACCGCGUGGUAUUGCAAGCUCUGUGACUCGUGGAUCGGAGAUCUACAUUGCGCCAGUCUGCACUUGAAAUCAAAAAGGCACUCAGAGAAUUUCUCGCGUUUCGUGGAACAGAACCCGCACUGGGAAACUGAUUGGAUGGCAGAUCGUGAAAAAGCUUUUUCAGAGGAGAAACAUAAGCAGAUGCAAAUCGAGAUACUUAAGCAAAAAGAAGACGAACCUGUAACUAAAUCGAAAAAGUCCAAGAAGAAUAAGAAGAAGAGCAAAAAGUCAAAAAAACGCCGUAACAAAAGCAGUGGAACCGAUACUACCACGGAUUCAGACGACUCGUUUUCAGACUCUGAUCAGGAUAAAUCCAAGAGUAUCAGAGUUGCAAUGAGAAAUAAAAUGAAAGCUGCUACGCAAGCGAUUUUGAAUGAAGAGAUUGAUUAUCAUGGAAUCAAGUUGAAAGGUUCCUGGGCUCAAGUCGCCCAACAAAUAAAGCAGGGAACACCUGAGGUACAACAGGAAGCAGAUGAUAGGCAGUUGCUGAACUCAAUUCGAGAUAAAUUGAAAGCGAAACAAGAGGAAGAGAUCAAAUCCAUCGGAAGGGACGGCAUUCGACAUCAAAGCCAAGAAAAGUUAUCCUAUGAGGAGAUCCACAGCCAAAAUCCUCCAUUCCCAAAGAAAGAAGAAGAGGAUCUGGAAGCCUGGGGACCCAAAGAGCCGCCAAAAUCAUUUUGGAUAAAGAAAGAAGAGGAAAAACCUCAAUCCGCUCCUAGUAAAACAGUUGAUGUACCCAAACCUGAAGAAAUGCCUAAGCCGCACAUGGGCUUCUGGACGAAGCAACAGGUUAACAUGGCCGUCAAACCACAAGAAAAUAAAGUACCAGAGAUUAAAGAAGAGGAUAGAGAUCGUGAGAGGGACAGAGAUAGAUACAAGGAUGACCGCGAUCGCAAAUAUGAUAGACGAGAGGAUAAGUACGAACGUUAUGACAGAUACGACAGAAACGAGAGAAGCGACAGAAGACGAGGUAGAGAUAGAGAAUACUAUGAUGAUCGUAGAAAACGAGACGGUUCACCCAGAAGAGAUAGGAAUUGGCGGGAUAGUCCCAAACGUAAUUACGACAGAUACGAGAAAGAUAGAAGAGAGGACAAUUCUUCUAAUGACGAAUCCAAGUUUGAAAAAAAGACAAAUGAGUUUGCAUCUAAAUUCAAAAAGGUCGGCCCUCAGCCAAAAAAGCCAGCACUACCAGUGGCUAAAGGAAAAUUACCGUUCAUUGGAAGAUUACCACUGUUCAAAAAGAAAACUGAAGAACCUAAAAUGCCAGAGAAAGAUAUAGCACCAUUGCCUUAUCAACAGAGCAAGUUUGAAGACACUCCAAGGGUUCCCAGUGAUAUAAUAAAGCCACCAGGCGUAGUCCAUAUUACUAAACUAGCAACUCCGACUAAUAUCAAUAAUGGGAAUUCCAGCCAGCUGAAUAAAUUGCAACAAAUGAAGAUUUUGGUCGCACCACCACCUCCAAUGUUACACGAAAGUAAAGCUUUGACACCACAAGUUGUUGACAUGGAAAUCGAAGACCAGUCUGAAGGAGUAAUCAUUGAACAACCCAUAAUGGAAGACCAGAAAGAGAUUACCAACUUACCUACCCUACCACCACCCACGAGUCAGCCUCCUCCACCCAUAAACCGACCCCCGUUUAUUUCCAGCCCUCAUGUCACAAGCAGACCACCAUUUACUUCUACUAGACCAGCAUUCCUAUCAACACGACCACCGUUUGUCACGCAUCCUCCUAUAACCAAGCCCCCAGUACAAAAUCUCACUCCAUUUAUUCCAAUGCAACCACCUCCGAUACAAAGCAGUACUUCUUUUGUCCAGAGUCAUACAAAUCCACCGCCUCCUUUGCCAUCAGUAGAAUCAGUAACGCAUGAUAUAUUGGACAUACCCGAACCUGCAGAAAAACGCGCUGAUCCAUCAAUACCUCUCCCUGAUGAUUUACAAGAAGCAUUGAAUAUAAUUUUCCCUAAAGAGGAGAAAGCUGUAAAACAACAUCAACCACCCGACAGUGUCAUGUAUGCAACAAUGUAUAGCAUGCUAGGUUGCAUUGGCUAUGGACCUGAGUACAUGGACCAUCCACCACCAGAAAUUACGCAAGCUGACCCUGAACCUGAUUCACAGCCAGGGCCUGAUGACUUGAAAAUGUUGGGGAUUGAUGAGGGUGAUACGAUAUUUUGAAUGGACGACCAAGUGGGUAAUAUGACAGUGAUAGUUUAUAAAUUCCUUCAUACGAAAGAAAAAUAUCACUACCAGCCUCUUUAAACAGUGAAUAAAAUAUACAUACGUGA